Messenger RNA from Cololabis saira (Pacific saury), 1534 nucleotides. RefSeq names its product zinc finger protein 316-like. The transcript is spliced from 3 exons. Lineage: Eukaryota; Metazoa; Chordata; Actinopteri; Beloniformes; Belonidae. The record is from RefSeq and is a predicted model, not a curated record. The coding region runs from base 1 to 1467 and encodes 488 amino acids. Gene Ontology annotation, molecular function: RNA polymerase II cis-regulatory region sequence-specific DNA binding; DNA-binding transcription factor activity. Gene Ontology annotation, biological process: regulation of transcription by RNA polymerase II.
AUGUUUACACCACGUGACUGCUUCCUGUCCGGCGGACAUUCUCCAACAUCUGCUGGAUCUGUGCGGGACAAACAUCUGCUGGAUCUGACAAACAUGCUGAAGCUCCACAUGUUGCGGGUGUUCGUGGACCAGCGGCUCUCCGCCGUAACGGACGACAUUUUCCACCGUUUCUCUGAAAUCAUCACGGAGUACGAGAGCGAUGUUUUGCAGCUGAAGCUGGAGCUGAGCAGACUGCAGCCUGGAGCGGUGGACAGACCGGGGGACGGACCGGAGGACAGACCGGAGGACAGACCGGAGGACCAGCCUGCAGGUGUUCUGCAGAGUUUCACCCCAGAGGAGCCACAGGUGAGGAGACAGAGCUGCAGAGCCCACGUUAAACUGGAAGAAGGUGGAAGUUCAGCUCUAGAAGACUCUGACAUCAGAACGGCAGCGUGUUCGGAGGCCAAGCCUCACACUGACAGCCAGCGCGCAGGUCUGGGUGUCAAACAAGAAGCAGAUGAAGAUCACUUGAUGGUAGAGAUCAGCUCUCAGCUGGAAGGUGUUCUAGAGGAUUUUGCAGCAGAAGAUGAGCAGCAGGUGAAGGCUUUAAGCCUCAACCUGCACAUCCAACCAGAGCUCAGAGCUCCAGAACGCCAGGGCCCUGACUCCCACCUCACAGUAAGUUCUGCUGUGCAAAUCAAGACGCUGGAUGAAGAAGGAAUACCUCCUUCACAUGAGAACCACGACUGCAGAAAUGAGGAACCUCUUCCAACUCCCUCAGACCCUCUGAGACUUGAUCCUGGAGGAAGCUACGGAUCUGACCACGACUGGAACUCUGCAGGCCGUCUGGAGUUGUCCAGUGAGCACGGUGACGGGGUUCUGUUUGAACCAGGAGACCAGAGCGCUCCGGGGACUCAAAACCCUCUCAUCUGCAACAGCUGUGGCCGAGAGUUCAGCUCCAAGGCGUGUCUGAAGAAACACAUCAGGAACAACACCAGUAAGGACCUGGGGGAGAUGUCCUGCAGUCUCCGGAGACCCAGAGCCCCGUUCCAGAGACCGUCCCACUGCUACAGCUGCAGAGUCUGCCGGAGCUCCUUCUACAGCGGAGGGAUUCUGCUCCGGCACGCCGAGACCCACUGCAGGGAGCUGAACAGCCUGUGUGGGGUCUGCGGGGAGCUGCUGGACUCCACCCAGGCGCUCAUGGAGCACCUGAGGUCCCACAAAGAACUGGGCAGCACCUGCGACGUGUGUGGGAAGAAAUGGAGCUCCAUCAGGAGGAUGGAGAUCCACAAACGGAUCCACACGGGAGAGAAGCCGUACUGCUGCGGCUUCUGCAGCCUGGCCUUCAGCAGGAAGGAGAGUCUGGAGAGACACCUGAGGGUGCACAGCGGGGAGCGGCCGCACGGCUGUGGGCUCUGCAGGAGGAGCUUCACCCGCAGGGGCUACCUGAUCCAUCACAUGAACACCGCACACAGAGCCGCUAAAUAACACUUUCUUAUUUAGGUACAACAAGGUUGUACAUUACGGAAGAGUAUUAGGGCCAGGCAGGAGAAAA